AUGAAGGCGGAACAAGACAAAGUUGCGAAACUACUCUUAAAGCUUGGAAAGAAGGCAAGUACAGUAUAUGAUAUAAAUAUAUCUACUGGUACGUGUUUAAGGAAAGAAAAGCUGCCUUGAAAAAUUGAAACAGCUAGCUGAUCAACCCCCCUUCUUAAGUAUGUAAUCUGACCUUGUAGGGUAUUUGACCUAAGAUCGCGAUCCCCGUUUUAUCCGGAACACUGGUUUUAAGGAAAGGGUGAAGUUAAAUUGCAAUUUCCAGAACCUUGGGGUUGACUUGAGGGUUUAAAUAAAAAAAUAUAUAAUUUUUUAUGGACGGCAUGCAAUGUUAAUUAGUUCAUGAGAGAGGUUGAAUUAAAACAAAAAGUUUAAAUUUUUGCAAUUCAUACAGCCAAUCGCCAACAUACCUGCUCGGCCAACGUGCACAGCCCCUGCAGCUAGUCAACUGGAGGAAAAAAUUCUACAUUUGGAACGGGAAGUGCAAGAAAUGAAAGCAUCACUGGAAAACAUCAAAGAAAAACUCUCCAGUACUGUCCCAGCUGCUAAUUGUUCUCCAAACCAUGGAGGUUCAAACUCGGCUUCAAUAAAAUAGCCUGCUUAGUUUAACUUGAUUCUUGUAUAGUUUAUUAUACCCAAGUGAAACUGCAAUUCUUACAAACAAAGGUUAUAACCCCAUUCUAAUGUGAAAGUACACAUGGAAGCUAUGUAAAAGUAAGAAGCAUUCUUAUGUACCACUUACUAUUUGUUGAAGAGUUUUAAAAGUAGAACACACCAACGGUAACGUUAUAAUUUUAACUGCAGCUAACUAUGUUUGUUCACUUCUAUUUUAGUCUCCAUCUGGUUCAAACCUUCAUGGUAACGAGGCUCCUGCUCUAAAUACAGCUCUCAGUAAACCAGAAAUUGUAAGAAAAGUUAAAUUAAUUUGUUUUCCCCCAAAUGUUCAUACCUACCUGGCAACCAUCUUGGAAAUUCGAGUUUACUACCAGUUAAAUGUCAACGAACUUUUUAAAACAUAUCAAGAUAAGUCUGACGCUUUGUUUCUUAAAAAUUCAUACUUUCCUUGGAACAAUAUAACAAUUUGUUUUAAUUUUGAGACUCUGCCCCCUCAGAAUUUCCAUAAUUUUUGAACUUCUAUCCAUGGAUGGUGCUUAUGUGGACAAAUUAUAUAUAAUUUCACUAAAUUAUAGUUGACAUGGUGAUCCAUAUAAAUGAUUAUUGAAACUUAAAUUAAUUGUGUCAACAGUUAGUAUAAAACAAGGACUGCGACCACAGCAGUGGAGAAAGAGCCAGGGGGAAUUUAAAAUGGCACAAAAUGUUAUUAUCAUUAAAUGUUACAGGAUCAUAAACGUACUAUACACCUGUAGACUGCACUAUUAUUAAUUAAGAAAAAGUGCACAUAUGCAGAUACGUGUAUAAUGACAUGCACCUUAUCUAAAUAAUAGAAGCAGGAAAUUUCCUCUUGAAGGAUUAAUGACAUGUUAAAUUUCUUUCAGUGGCAUAAUGGCAUUAACCUGAUGAAUGCCAAGGCACUCCCCAAGGAGCCCCACAAGUGUGCUCUGAACCUCCUAGACAUUUUAUUCCAGAAACAAGAGCUGGGUGAGGGAAUAUUAUUCCAGUCAAGAAGAUCAAACAAACCACCUCUGGAUGAGGCUAGAGUGAGCAAAAUGUUU
Molecule: messenger RNA, 1670 nt
Organism: Porites evermanni
Lineage: Eukaryota; Metazoa; Cnidaria; Anthozoa; Scleractinia; Poritidae
Source: the annotation of a GenBank genome assembly